Messenger RNA from Acromyrmex echinatior (Panamanian leafcutter ant), 1675 nucleotides. RefSeq lists its product as uncharacterized. Gene Ontology annotation, molecular function: olfactory receptor activity; odorant binding. The record is from RefSeq and is a predicted model, not a curated record. Gene Ontology annotation, biological process: detection of chemical stimulus involved in sensory perception of smell; sensory perception of smell. NCBI's taxonomy places the organism in Eukaryota, Metazoa, Arthropoda, Insecta, Hymenoptera, Formicidae. Gene Ontology annotation, cellular component: plasma membrane.
UAUUCAAAAAAGUCGUCAACAAUGAAUCUCGCUUGAAAGAUAUCUAAGUUAAGCAUUAUGUAUGGACUCGUGUUAUGAACUUCCGAUCCCUUCGCGCUUGCACAUCACUGAAUGAGCCCACGGACAAGCAAUGACCGAGGGGAGAAUCAAUCGCAUACGCAUGACUGAGCCCCUGAUCAUAUAUGACAGCCAUGAAACGCACAUACACGCAACAUUGAAGUCAUUAUUUCCCCGCGCUUGCGUCACGAGAAACGGAACGUCGCGCAACGUCCGCAUGUUUCAGUCAUCGUUAUACUUCGUAGACAGCAUGAGCUAUCGAUCUUCACUUCCAGACAGGAUACACAAUGUACGUUACGAGCACGACAUAUAUUACGCUAUACAGUUAUGCCGGUGGAUCCUGCAGUCGAUCGGUAUUUGGCACAUAAUUUACGGUCGUUCGUCGCAAAGUGAGAAGCUCCUUUCGUUAAUGAUGAUCUUGAUGAGUUUCUUCGGUCUGUGCUUUGUGCUUGUACCUGCUGGUUCGUACUUUCUAUUCUACGAUGAGGACAUUGAAAUUAAAAUCAAGUUUUUUGGACCAGUUAGCUUCUGUCUAACUUCCAUGAUCAAAUAUUGCUUCCUCGGAACACGUAUCUCGACGAUCGGAAAAUGUAUCGAACACGUCGAGAAUGAUUGGCGGGUAGUACAAUAUCAGAAUCAUCGUAAAAUGAUGCUGAAGAACGUGCUGAUGGCCCGCAGAAUAACGAUACUGUGCGUGAUUUUUCUUUACGGUGGCGGCUUGUUUUAUCACACGAUCUUGCCAUUGUCUUCUAGAACGAAGAUAAAUGGUAGCUUCACAAAUAGACUGCUGAUGUAUCCGGGAUAUGAUCUCUAUUUGGAUCCUCAAGCAAGUCCCGCUUACGAGAUCAUCUUUGGCAUGCAUUGCCUAUCGGCUAUGAUACAAUAUAGUGCUACAGCAGCAGCGUGCAGUCUUGCUGCAAGCUUUGCGACGCACGCACGCGGACAAGUGCAGAUAUUGGUGACGCUUUUGGAUGAUCUAGUCAAUGGGAAGAGGACUGAAGGUACCAAUAUGGAGAAACGUCUGAGCUUCAUAACGAAGCAUCACGUGCGUGUGCUGAGAUUUACGACUGACGUGGAGAAAAUAUUACGUGAAGUAUGCUUAGUGGAACUGGUGACCGCAACCUUGAUGAUAUGCUUGCUGGAAUAUUUUUUCUUAAUGGAAUGGGAGAGUACUAGCGACGCCGUGGGCAUCAUGUCGUAUAUUUUGUUAUUUGUAGCCUUAACGUUCAACGUUCUAAUAUUUUGUUAUAUUGGCGAACUUCUCGCAGAAGAGUUUGGUAAAAUCGGCUCAGCCGCGUAUGAAGUUAAUUGGUAUGAUUUACCUGGCCAUAAAGCUGUGGAUAUUAUUAUGAUUAUGAUGAAGUCUUAUUAUCCACCCAAGCUUACAGCUGGCAAAUUCUGUGAUUUAUCUCUCAAUACUUUCAGCGUCGUACUUAAAACAUCCGUAGUAUAUUUAAAUUUACUUCGAACAGUUACGCAAUAAAACUUAAACAAUUCUUAUUAUUGUUAGUGGCAGCAAAUUUGUUAUAGAUAUAUUUUUCUCAAAAAAUAUUGUAUAGAAAUCAAUAAUAAAUUGACAUGUCACAUUCAUUAGUUGUCAUUCAAUUAAAAUAGAUAA